GAAGGCCAAGCAGGACGAGGCCGGUGCCGUUGUCCCGGAUGCCAUUGUCAACCGCCGCCAGAAGAAGAAGGAGAAGACCUUCGAGUACGAGGUGAAGUGGCAGUUCAAGUCCAUGGAAAACAACACCUGGGUGGAGAAGGACACGUUGGUGAAGAUGGGCUACAUCAAGCUCGUUCAGCGUGAGGAUGAGCGUCAGGCUGCCAUGGCAGGACUGAUGACGAAGCAGCUCACCCAGCCGGGUGUGGAGAAGCACUUGGCAGACUUCGGCGUCGACGCCGAGUCCGCAAGCCACACGCAGAUCAACCAGCUCAGUGGUGGAAUGAAGGUGAAGAUCGUCCUCGCGGCUGCCAUGUGGCAGAAUCCGCACGUGCUCAUCCUUGACGAGCCGACCAACUACCUGGAUCGCGACGGGCUGGGUGCCCUGGUUCUGGCGAUCAAGGAUUACAAGGGCGGUGUCCUCAUCAUCUCCCACAACAAGCUGGACUGCCUGGACCACCUGGACUACCACACCGACCCGAACCUGAGCCAAACCAACCGGAGCUACCCGCACGACCUGCACUACCGCGACGACCAACACAACCACGACCAGCUGGACUACCUGUACAACCUGGACUACCUCACCGACCCGAACCAGAGCCAGAACCGCUACAACCUGCUGUACGACCUGCUGCACUACCACCUCCUCUCGAACCACCUGCGCGUCCUCAACCAGCCGAACAACUACGACCGCUACAACCUCCUUCUGAACAGCUGCCGGUGGAGCACCCGCACAACGAAGAAGGGGAACACACGGACUGCCGACCUCCGGGACUACCUGACCCACGUGACCUACCUGCACCUCCUGGACUACCUCAACGACCCGAACGACCCGAACCACCGGCUUCUACCCUGGCUCCGCAACCAGUCCUACCUUGGCC
This is a messenger RNA of Symbiodinium sp. CCMP2456, 917 nucleotides long. NCBI's taxonomy places the organism in Eukaryota, Dinophyceae, Suessiales, Symbiodiniaceae. The record is from the annotation of a GenBank genome assembly.